GCAACUCCCCAUCCGACGAGUCGGAGGAGCGUGAGAGGGACCCCAAGGUGCUGACAUUCCCCGAAUACAUCGCCAGCCUCUCCGAGUCUGGGACCAAGCGGAUGGCAGCCGGCGUCCGCCUUGAGUGCCGGAGCAAAGGCCGGUGCCCCUCAUCCUGCCCCCUGUGCCAUGUGCCAGCCAACUCAGACACACCUGCCGAGCCUGUUUUGUUGGAGGUCACCAGAGCAGCCCCCAUCUAUGAGCUGGUGACCAACAACCAGACGCAGAGGCUCUUGCAGGAGGCCACCAUGAGCUCUCUGUGGUGCUCGGGGACUGGUGACGUGAUCGAAGACUGGUGCCGAUGUGACUCCACGGCCUUCGGAGCCGACGGGCUCCCCACGUGUGCUCCACUGCCUCAGCCCGUGCUCCGGCUGUCCACGGUCCACGAGCCCAGUAGCACCCUGGUGGUCCUGCAGUGGGUACACUCGGAACCUCUCAUUGGGGUGCACAUCGUCGAUUACCUCAUCCGCCAGGAGAAGGUCACCGAUAGGAUGGAUCACUCCAAACUGGAGACAGAAACGGUGCUGAGCUUCGUGGACGAUAUCAUCUCCGGUGCCAAGUCACCCUGUGCCAUGCCUGCCCAGGUGCCAGACAAGCAGCUCAGCACCAUCUCCCUCAUCAUCCGGUGCUUGGAGCCCGACACGCUUUACAUGUUCACCCUGUGGGGCGUGGACAACACGGGCCGCCGCUCCAGGCCCAGUGACGUCAUCGUGAAGACCCCCUGCCCCGUGGUGGAUGACGUCAAGGCCCAAGAGAUCGCGGACAAGAUCUACAACCUGUUCAAUGGGUACACCAGCGGGAAAGAGCAGCAGACGGCUUACAACACCCUCCUGGACCUGGGCUCCCCGACCCUGCACCGGGUCCUCUAUCACUAUAACCAGCACUACGAGAGCUUCGGGGAGUUUACCUGGCGCUGUGAGGAUGAGCUGGGCCCCAGGAAAGCCGGCCUCAUCCUGGCACAGCUCGGGGACCUGAGCAGCUGGUGCCACGGGCUUCUGCAGGAGCCCAAGAUCAGCCUGCGCCGCAGUGGCCUGAAGUACCUGGGCUGCCGCUACAGCGAGAUCAAGCCCUACGGCCUGGACUGGUCCGAGCUCAGCCGCGACCUCAGGAAGACGUGCGAGGAGCAGAGCCUCAGUGUCCCCUACAACGAGUACGGCGACAACAAGGACAUCUAG
Molecule: messenger RNA, 1214 nt
Organism: Sorex fumeus (smoky shrew)
Lineage: Eukaryota; Metazoa; Chordata; Mammalia; Eulipotyphla; Soricidae
Gene: ASTN1
Product: astrotactin 1
Exons: 7
Biological process (GO): neuron migration; neuron cell-cell adhesion
Molecular function (GO): protein binding
Source: RefSeq, a predicted model, not a curated record